Molecule: messenger RNA, 1404 nt
Organism: Anopheles arabiensis
Lineage: Eukaryota; Metazoa; Arthropoda; Insecta; Diptera; Culicidae
Product: anaphase spindle elongation protein 1-like
Exons: 4
Biological process (GO): mitotic spindle midzone assembly; microtubule cytoskeleton organization
Cellular component (GO): mitotic spindle midzone; spindle; cytoplasm
Molecular function (GO): microtubule binding
Source: RefSeq, a predicted model, not a curated record
AUGGAGUCCUCAAACGCCAUUGAUUCAUUGCAAAAGAUACACCACCAGAAACAGGCCAUCUGUAUCGCCGGUGUCAAUCGUAUGCGCGAUCUGUGGGACGAAAUGUUCGACACCAACCUGUGUUUGGCCUAUGCCAAGCAGCUGUCGGACCACAUGACGGCGUUUUUCGACGAGAUGUACCAGGAGAGCAACCAGCGCCGGGAGCGCUUCGUGGCCGAAAUAGACGUGCUGAGGCAGCAGCGCCUGGAUUUGCAGCGCCUCCUGGCGUUCCGCACUGGACGCGAGCAGAUGCAGCAAAAGCUAAGCCAGCGGUACGAAAUCAUCGACGAGUAUCUGCUCGAGAUGGAAACGCUGUGUGAAGAAAGCUUGAAGCAGCACAUCGACGAUACGCGCCGCAAGCUGGAGCGGCUGAGGCAGUUUCUUGAAACCGAUCCGGCCAUCGUGGAAAAGUUCGAAAAGCUAACCUCCUACACGCAGAUCACCUUCGACAAGCUGCUCGCCGAGCACGACCGGUGCGAAACGUUGCGGCGGGAAAACAUGAAAUCGUUCGUGGAGCGCACCCGGUGCGAUAUCGUCGAAUGGUGGAAACGGUGCAUGAAGUCGGAAGACGAGCGUACCCGGUUCACCAAGUUCCACUCGCAGGACUGCAACGAGGAUAUGCUGAAGCUGCACCAGCUCGAGCUGGACUGUUUGAAGCAGUUUUACGGCGAGAGUGAGCAGAUCUUCCAGAUGGUGCUGCAGCGGUAGGAAAUGUGGGACCGGAUGCUGGCACUCGAGAACAAAUCGAACGACCCGACGCGCUACCACAACCGGGCCGGCAAGCUGCUGCAGGAGGAAAAGGAGCGGCGACACUUCAGCUGCCAGCUGCCGAAAAUUGAGGCCAAGCUGCUGGAGGUGUGCAAGCAGUACGAGGAGGAGCAUGGGCGUAAGUUCACCGUGUACGGUACGCCGGUGCAGGAGCUGAUCAAGCAGCAGUGGAAGCAGCGGGAGAAGAGCAAGUAUCAAAAAUGGAGCGCACGGAAGAAGGCGAACUGCGUGCUGGGUGUGCCGACGGUCGGGAGCACCUCGUACCGGGUCGCCGAUUUUGAUGGUCAAAUGCUCCUCCAUUAUGAGCAGCAAUCGGUUGCGGCUAGUGACCGGCAGUGGUUCGACGCUAAACCAUUGCUGACAUCGUUGGUAACGGCAUCGGCCACCAAAUACGGGCCCUGUCUGAACAGCAAGCUGGCCACACCGACCAACAGCAAGAAGCACGCGAAACGCUCACUGCUGCCGGAGCUAAACAGUCCUUCGGUCGAGGUCAUCAGCUCGACGGAGAGCACCAUCCUGCAGGAAUCAGAUUGUUACGAAGAUAUUAAGACCUACUUCGAAAAUAAUGUCCUUAACCGCUCAUCGGUGGUGUCGUAA